Grosmannia clavigera kw1407 is the source of this 2085-nucleotide messenger RNA. RefSeq names its product arginyl-tRNA synthetase. The transcript is spliced from 5 exons. Gene Ontology annotation, biological process: mitochondrial translation; arginyl-tRNA aminoacylation. The record is from RefSeq and is a predicted model, not a curated record. The coding region runs from base 1 to 2085 and encodes 694 amino acids. Gene Ontology annotation, cellular component: mitochondrion; cytoplasm. NCBI's taxonomy places the organism in Eukaryota, Fungi, Ascomycota, Sordariomycetes, Ophiostomatales, Ophiostomataceae. Gene Ontology annotation, molecular function: ATP binding; arginine-tRNA ligase activity.
AUGCCCUCUCCCUCCAUUCUUGCCGCUGCUGCUGCCACCACCCUCUCGUUCUGCACCCGACGCUCCCCCCGACUCAUUACCCGCACCACAGCCGCCAGCACAUUUCGGCAGCUUCAGCACCGAGCCGUCGUUCCGCUCUCUCCAGGCCCCCCAGUCUCUCCCGUCUCUCCCGUCUCUCGCACCUUUCCUGCGUGGAAGUACCGCAGCCGCGCCUUCACCAUGUCCGCGCCGUCAGCUGCGGCCGAGCAGCUGACCAAGCUGGUUGCCGGGCUAAAUCUGGGCGAUGCCACCGACAAGUACCCCAACUGCCAUCCGACGACGAAUCCGUUUGAUCUCUACCGGGCCCACCUGGCCAACACGCUGGCCACGGUGACGGGUGUGGCGCCGGCCAUUGUCUACCCGGCCUUGCAGUGGACGACCGGUCUCGACAAGGGCGACCUCAUCCUGGCGGUGCCAGCGCUGCGGGUCAAGGGGCGCAAGCCGGACGAGCUGGCCAAGGAGUGGGUGGAAGCGUUCCCGACCGAAGAUGCGCUCGUCGAGCCACCGACGGUGACGGGCUACUUUAUCCAGUUCUACUUCAAGCCUGGCCCGCUCGCCAAGCUCACGCUGCCGACGAUCUUGCGGGAGGGCAAGGCGUUUGGCAACGACAAGACCAACGGCCUGCAGGACCCCAAGGACGCCAGCAAGGGCCGCAAGCGGCUCGUCGUCGAGUUCUCCAGUCCCAACAUCGCCAAGCCCUUCCAUGCCGGCCAUCUGCGCAGCACGAUCAUUGGCGGCUUCCUCGCAAACCUGCACGAGGGCGUCGGCUGGGAUGUUGUGCGGAUCAACUACCUGGGCGACUGGGGCAAGCAGUAUGGCCUCCUGGCGCUGGCGUACGAGCGCUUCGGCGACGAAGAGGCGCUCAGCAAGAACCCCAUUGCCCACCUGUUUGACAUUUACGUCAAGAUUAAUGCUGCUAUGUCGGAAGAGAAGGACAAGAUCGACGCGCUGAAGAAGGAGGGCAAGACGGACGAGGCACAGAAGCUGCUGGAUGCCAGCCUGGACGAGCAGGCGCGCCAGUACUUCAAAAAGAUGACGGACGGCGACGCGACGGCCGUGGCGCUCUGGCGGCGCUUCCGCGACCUGUCGAUCGUGCGGUACAAGGAGACGUACGCGCGGCUCAACAUCCGCUUUGACGACUACAGCGGCGAGUCACAGGUGCCGCAGGCGUCCAUGGACCGAUCGGCUGCCCGCAUGGCCGAGCUGAACAUCACCGAGGAGUCUGAGGGCGCGCUGAUUGUCAACUUUUCCAAGCACGUUCCCGGGAAAGAGGGCAAGCGACUGGAGCGGCCGCUGGAGGAGAAAUACCAUUUUGACAAGAUGAUCUACGUCGUGGCCUCGGCCCAGGACCUGCAUCUCAAGCAGCUCUUCAAGAUUGUCGAGCUGAUGGGUUACAAGGAGAUUGCCGACAAGUGCUCGCACGUCAACUUUGGUCUGGUGCUGGGCAUGAGCACGCGCCGCGGUACCGUCAAGUUCCUCGACGACAUCCUCCGCGACGUGGCCGACAAGAUGCACGAGGUCAUGAAGACCAACGAGGUCAAGUACUCGCAGGUCGAGAACCCCGAGGCCGUGGCCGACGUGCUGGGCAUCUCGGCCGUCAUGGUCCAGGACAUGACUGGAAAGCGCAUCAACAACUACACCUUUGACAUUGCCAAGAUGACCUCCUUCGAGGGCGACACCGGCCCGUACCUGCAGUACGCCCACGCGCGCGUCUGCUCGAUCGAGCGCCGGUCUGGCCUCUCGCACAGCGAUCUCGAGACGGCCGACACGACGCUGCUGGCCGAAGCCCAUGCCACCAACAUCAUCCGCCUGCUGGCCCAGUGGCCCGACGUCGUGCAGAACACGCUCAAGACACUCGAACCCACCACCGUGCUGACGUACCUCUUCAAGAUGACCCACGCCCUCAGCUCGUCCUACGACCAUCUGCAGGUCAUCGGCAGCGAACCCGAGCUGCUCAAGGCCCGCAUGGCUCUCUACGGCGCCGCCCGCAUCGUUCUCGGAAACGGCAUGCGCAUCCUCGGCCUCAGCCCGGUCGAUCGGAUGUGA